This is a messenger RNA of Solea solea (common sole), 1039 nucleotides long. It is a transcript of the gene rgs1, whose product is annotated as regulator of G protein signaling 1. The record is from RefSeq and is a predicted model, not a curated record. The coding region runs from base 152 to 613 and encodes 153 amino acids. The transcript is spliced from 4 exons. NCBI's taxonomy places the organism in Eukaryota, Metazoa, Chordata, Actinopteri, Pleuronectiformes, Soleidae.
CUUGACUCCCUCAUUUCCAAACAAUCACAACCCCAUCUUCAGUCUGGCAGGAUCUUAUCUCUGUCUCCCUUCGUAGAGGACGAGGAGAUGGCGAUAAAGUGAGUUACUGCAUAUUUGAUUAUUGGGCCUUUUCCAUUUUCAAACAGCAGCCAUGUGGAAAAUACCAAGGAGUUUUUCACUCACUGGUAGAUUGUGUUGCUUUCCCAAGGAUCCGCUGGAGGAUGUUGAGACUUGGAGUGAGUCAGUGGACAAACUCCUUGGUUGUAAAGCCGGACAGAUAGCUUUCCGGGAGUUCCUGAAGUCCGAGUACAGUGAGGAGAACAUACUGUUUUGGCUUGCCUGUGAGGAGUACAAAAAAAUCAAGACGAUCCCAGAGAUGAUAUCAUCUGCCAACAGAAUCUACUCAGAGUUUGUCCAAACAGAAGCACCCAGACAGAUCAACAUAGACUGCACUUCCAGGGAGAACAUAACCAAGAACAUCUCCAAGCCGACGCUGACUUCGUUUGACACAGCACAGAAGCUCAUCUACAGUCUGAUGGCCAGGGACUGCUACCCGCGCUUCCUAAAAUCAGAUAUCUAUCAGGGACUCCUGAGGAGAAAUGAUUCAACGUGACUGUUUUAAAGCUGACAGGCUGACAGCAACAUCUUCUCCCCAACUCUGAUCUGCUGUAGCACUCUUUCAUUUCAGUGUGGAUAACAGGUUUAUCAUACAAUCCAGGCCCUAAAUGUAGCACAAAUAACUUUUUUUUUUCCAAGCCGUGUGAUUCAGUAGAGUAGACGGGUGCAGCUCAAGGGGACACAAGCUUUGUAUUAUACUGCAUGUCUUUAAUGAUGUUAAUUUCAAUUUCUUUACCAUAUAGAGUUUGAAAUAAAAAAUGGAAAAAAAAAUGGAUGAUUGUAAAGUAUUAUGAACACCUUAUUAAACUGAUUAUUCAAAUGUAGGUCAUGUAUGCUUUUUAGAAGUUUAACCUUAAAAUGUGUGAGUAUAGUGUUAAGUGCUCUUUGAAGUUUACCUUAAUAAAUGUGUUGUUAAACUUUA